Daucus carota subsp. sativus is the source of this 1930-nucleotide messenger RNA. RefSeq lists its product as uncharacterized. The coding region runs from base 340 to 1815 and encodes 491 amino acids. The transcript is spliced from 8 exons. Lineage: Eukaryota; Viridiplantae; Streptophyta; Magnoliopsida; Apiales; Apiaceae. Gene Ontology annotation, molecular function: protein binding. The record is from RefSeq and is a predicted model, not a curated record.
UCCCUCUUAAUAAUAUCCAAAAACUCAUUAGGCUUGAUCAAGAUGGAUUCAUAAUUGUUUCAAUCAAGAAAAUUUCAUAUCAGCUGACAGCUGUUACAGGUGUUCUGUCCGGGUUUGGUUAGUGGGCUUUUUUAUGGAUCGGGCCUGUUUGCGGACAAGUGUACUAUCAGCUAUUACAGGUGUUCUGUCCUGUCCACAUUCAUGUCGCAUGAUGAUAACAGACUAUUGAGCACAAGGCAAUAGGCAAAAGUUUUGUGCGCUACGCCUAUAUAGAUUUGUUUGAAGCGUUGUGCACUUGUUUUUCUGGGGGUUUAAUUAUUUCAGUUUGUGUUUGUAAAAAUGGCUGGAAUGGCGAGUGGCACCAAAAUAACGGAUAUGGGUAUGGACUCUUUGAUUCACUGCGCCAGCUUUCUCAAUCUUCAAGAUAUCUCCAAUUUGUCUCUCACCUGCAAAUACCUCAAUUCACUUGCUUAUUCUGAUUCCAUCUGGCGAUCCUUCUUCAGACAGAGAUGGCCUCAACAAGAACCUUCUAGCAUCUCAGAACGCUCAAGUGUGAGAGAAGCAUACAUCACUAGAAAUUUUGAUGUGCAGCAAUUUAAAUUUGUUGACCCUUUUGCUGCUGAUAUUCUCACUGAUGCAAAACCUUUUGACAAUUUGUUCAUCAACAAAAAUGAUAUUGUUUUCUCACAGGGUCCAGCAAUAAACAUAAUGAAGAUUGAUAGCUUUCUAAAGAGAAGAGAGCCUCUCCUAACGCUCCGUGAUCAUAGUGCUCGAGUCAGUUGUAUGAGAUUCUAUUCUCUCGAUGAGACUUCUUUAUUCCGUAGUGAGACACAAAGAAAUGAGAAAGUUUUGGUAACAUCAAGCUAUGACCACUCCAUUCGCCUAUGGUGGAAGGGAAAUUGCCAGAGAUGUUUCAGAGGUCACAGCGGGCCAGUUACGACACUUUCAGAUAAAUUGUUGGGUGAAGGUAGUGGCAAAGUAUUUGCGAGUGGAGGUGAUGAUGGUACUGUUCGACUCUGGUCACUAAACUUAAACGGAAAGCGUGGUCAACAUGCUUUAAGAGCUACACUUUAUGGUCAUGGGAAGCCAUUAGUACUGAUGUCAGUUGCAGGGCACAAAAGUUCUCUUUUGGUGAGCAUGUCCAAAGAUUCAAAGUUGAGGCUUUGGGAUACCGCUACAUCAUCUUCGAGUUCUUCGUGCUGUGUCGGGAUGACUUCGAUACCUGGUGCACCUGUUGGCCUGAAAUGCCAUGAAUCACUUCUUUUUGUAGCUGCUGGUUCUUCGGUUGUUGCAAUUGAUUUGAGAACCAUGAAAAAGGUUUUCAGCACACCAUAUUAUCCGCCAAGUUUGUUUUCAUUUGAAAUACUUCCUUCCAAAUCAUUAAUCUGCACUGGUGGCAUGAACAGUGCAAUGCUUUGGGAUAUGAGAACAUUCUCUGAGACGGUGAAAACAAAGCCUUUAGGUUUGCUGGAUGGGCAUAUUGGUCCAGUCAAGUUUUUGCACAUGGAUCGGUAUAAAGUAGUUUCAGGAAGUCCUGAGGAUCCAUUUGUCAAUGUUUGGGAGUCUGACACAGGUCGACAAACAAAUAUCUUGGCUUGCAACCCUACUGGUGGUCUGCAUUCUACCACAGGUGGUUCUGCCAUUGCUGUUAAUGGUUGUGAAAUAGUCACUGGUAGCUGCACUGAAGGACAGGGGAUUAUACACUACAGGAACUUCAACUAUGCUACCAGUCAAGUUUUAGCAGAAGAGAAUGAAGGUGGUUCGAAGUUUUGGGGUCCUCAACAUUGUAGUGACAGUUAUGAAUCUGAUAGCUGAUCAUGUUUCUUGUACCAGAUAUAUAUUACAAGCAGCACAAUGUCUUGUGAAUUUUGUUUGUGAAAAAUAACAGUAGUCGUUAUAAGUUUAAGUAUUAAUAUCUCACAGGGGUUCA